Gastrolobium bilobum is the source of this 1215-nucleotide messenger RNA. RefSeq lists its product as uncharacterized. The coding region runs from base 80 to 964 and encodes 294 amino acids. The transcript is spliced from 5 exons. Lineage: Eukaryota; Viridiplantae; Streptophyta; Magnoliopsida; Fabales; Fabaceae. The record is from RefSeq and is a predicted model, not a curated record.
ACUCAAAACAAAAACAGCAAUAAAAAAAACCGAACAAUGUUGAGGUUGUGUUCUUGUUGCCACUUUCUAGUGAAUAGUGAUGGCUACUGCACUCUCCUUCUCCCUUUCUAGCUUCGCUCUCACGGUGCCCACAACCUUUAGAUUCCAAGUCUCCGCCAUGGCCUCCACCGUCACCACUAAGGUAGCUCCAGCUGUCAUUGUCGGCGGUGGAAGGGUUGGCAAGGCUUUGCAAGACAUGGGCACUGGACAAGACCUCCUCGUUAGGCGAGGUGAGUCCGUGCCUCUCGACUUUGAGGGCCCCAUCUAUGUCUGCACCAGAAACGAUGAUCUUGAAUCUGUGCUUCAUUCUACUCCUCCUUCUAGAUGGAAAGAUUUGGUCUUUUUCCAGAAUGGAAUGCUGGAGCCAUGGCUUCAGAGUAAAGGUUUGAAUGAUGCAGACCAAGUGUUGGCAUAUUUUGCUGUGUCAAAACUUGGAGAAACCCCUGUUGAUGGUAAAACUGAUACCAAUCCUGAAGGAUUGACCGCUGCAUAUGGCAAGUGGGCUUCUGCUGUAUCUGCAAGAUUAAAUGCUGGAGGCCUCUCUUGCAAGGUUCUCGACAAGGAAGCGUUUCAAAAACAGAUGUUGGAGAAGCUCAUAUGGAUUUGUUCAGUCAUGCUUGUUGGAGCACGUAAUGGAAAUGUUUCUGUAGGUGUCGUGGAAAAGGAAUUCCGCUCUGAAUUGUCUAGCCUUAUAGCAGAACUAGCAUCAGCUGCAGCAACUGAAAAGGGGUUAGCAUUUGAAGAAGCCACGGAAGACCGCUUAUGUGCAUAUUCUCGAGCUGUUGCCCACUUUCCCACAGCAGUUAAGGAGUUCAAAUGGAGGAAUGGUUGGUUUUAUUCUCUCUCUGAGAAGGCUACAGCACAAGGCAAGCCGGACCCAUGCCCUCUACAUACCCAAUGGCUGAAAGAGUUAAAAAUUGUAUAAAGCUUGCACUCUCAUGUCUCCACUAUAUUACCAGCUUCUAAGAGUUAUGUAGACAUAGUUAAGAUUAAUUUAGGUACCAGCUUGUAAGAGUGAUUUAGUUAAUAAAGUCAGAAUUUCGUUUCCUUCCACCAUAUGACUUCAAAAUGUCUCCUAUUCUUAGGAGACAAGACAAUACAUGCCUGUUUGUCCACACAGAUUAUUGUAUGUAUGUUGCUUUGUAAUAACAAUUAGGCCCACCUAAACUAUCUUAA